UAUGCUGAGUAUGCUCAUCACCGCCGGCCCCGCCGCCAGCAUAAAAAUCUAACGAUGGCCGUCCCGCUACUAAUGCGCUCCGGUUCGGAACGUCCCUGAUUUUCCUGCUGCCCUCCAGUGAUUGAUUGUCCGUCUCCUCCCUCCUCUUUCCCCUUCACCUUCUCUCUCCCUCCUCCCCUUUCACCUCCUUUCUCCCCUCCCCCGGGAUUGCCUGCAAUUGCUCGCCAGCAUGGCUUCCCCCAAGGUUCCGGAUGCCAUUGCCCCGGCAGAGCAGCCGCCAUCGCCCUCCACCGAUCGCCAGGAUUCCAUGGCUUCCGCAGCCAAGAUCAUCCAGAAUGCCAAAGCGGCCACGGACAAGGAGCAGAAGAUGACCCUGCUCCAGGGCGUCAAGCUCUAUCCCAAGGCCGUUGCCUGGAGUAUCCUUAUCUCCACCUGCAUUGUCAUGGAAGGCUACGAUAUCAGUCUUGUCAACAACUUCUACGCUUUUCCUCAAUUCAACCGAAAAUACGGCGAGUUGUCGGCAGAUGGGACAUAUCAGGUGCCAGCACGGUGGCAAUCGGGUUUGAGUAACGGUGCCUAUGUCGGAGAAAUUAUCGGCCUCUUCAUCAAUGGCUGGGCCUCGGAACGCUUCGGAUAUCGUUAUACUAUCAUGGCUUGUCUCGUUUUGAUCACGGCGUGGACUGCCAUCUUCUUCACCGCCCCGAACGUCCAGGCGCUGCUGGCUGCGGAAAUUCUGGCCGGUAUUCCCUGGGGAGUGUUUCAGACAUUGACCGUCACUUAUGCGUCGGAGGUGUGUCCGGUGGCGCUGCGUGGAUACCUCACGACCUACGUCAAUUUCUGCUGGGGAUUGGGACAACUGAUCGGUAUCGGUGUGAUCAAGGGGAUGAUCAAUCGGGAUGACCAAUGGGCGUACCGGAUUCCAUAUGGACUGCAGUGGAUGUGGCCAUUGCCCCUCUUCAUCGGGAUUUCUCUCGCACCAGAAUCCCCAUGGUGGUUGGUCCGGAAGGGCAAGAUCCAACAAGCCAAGAAAGCCCUGCUGCGGUUGACGAGCGUGAAGCGGGAGACCAACUUCGACGCGGACGAGACCAUCUCGAUGAUGGUUCAUACCACAUCCCUGGAGAACAAGAUCACAACGGGGGCCAGCUACCUGGACUGCUUCAAAGGCACCGACCUGCGCCGGACCGAGAUCGUCUGCAUGGUCUGGGCCAUUCAGAACCUGAGUGGCAACUCUUUCUCCAACUACUCGACUUACUUCCUCGAGCAGGCAGGCUUGAGCACCGACAAUGCCUAUGCGUUCGCCAUGGGCCAGUACGGAAUCAACAUGGUCGGCGUCUUCGGAGCCUGGUUCCUCAUGUCCAUCGGCCUGGGCCGGAGAACACUCUACCUGUACGGUCUCUGCGGGCUGUGCGUCAUGUUGCUCGUCAUGGGAUUCCUUGGCCUAGUGCCCGAGGAGCACAAAACUCAGGCCGCCCUGGCAACCGGCUGCUUGAUGAUCAUAUGGGCGCUCUUCUACCAAUUGACCGUCGGCACAGUCGCCUACUCCCUUGUCGCCGAGCUCUCCACCCGCCGCCUCCAAAUCAAGACGGUCGUGCUCGGCCGCAACCUGUACAACAUCGUGGCCAUCGUCUGCGGUGUCCUGACCCCGUACAUGCUGAACCCCGGCGCAUGGAACUGGGGCAACUAUGCCGGCUUCUUCUGGGGCGGCAUCUGCUUCCUUUGCAUCGUGUACACGUUUUUCCGGGUCCCGGAGCCUAACGGACGAUCGUUUGCCGAACUCGACCUCCUCUUUGAGCGGGGAGUCAGUGCGCGCAAGUUCGCCCAGACCCAGGUCGAUGUGUUUGACGAGACCAUGGAGCAUGGGACCGUCGAUCACUAUCAGACGGAGAAGACCGUGGCGGCCGAUGUGGCGGCCGUUGGGAAGGAGAAUUCGAACUCGAAUUCGAAUCCAACUUCAACUUCACCGCAAUGAUGAAUGACGCUCCUUUUGUAAUAACAAUUAAUAUAAUAAUGUACAUAGAGACAGCUAAUAAUGAACAUAGACGAUUAAUGAUUCAUUCUCAUGCUUACUGAGUCGUUAGGUGGGCUUGAUGUUACUACUUUGACAAUUGACAGGUUCCUCAU
This is a messenger RNA of Aspergillus neoniger CBS 115656, 2121 nucleotides long. Its product is annotated as putative MFS alpha-glucoside transporter. Gene Ontology annotation, molecular function: carbohydrate:proton symporter activity. NCBI's taxonomy places the organism in Eukaryota, Fungi, Ascomycota, Eurotiomycetes, Eurotiales, Aspergillaceae. Gene Ontology annotation, biological process: carbohydrate transport; transmembrane transport. Gene Ontology annotation, cellular component: membrane. Bases 230 to 1969 code for a protein of 579 amino acids. The transcript is spliced from 2 exons. The record is from RefSeq and is a predicted model, not a curated record.